GUUAUUUUAGGAUGCGGAACACACUGGAAGUGGAAGCAGCAGGAACAAUCGACAGGGUUCUUCUGGUGUUCUCAAGAGACCACACCCACACAAGCCUGAGGAUGACACGGAAUUGAAACGCUUGUGCCGUCAUGUAAUGGAUGGUAAAAUUGUUCUUAAUUACUGGGAUCAACAUGGAGAGCUGAAUGAUGACAAUCGAGUCUUACUUGCUGGUGUCGUAAUGAACGAAUAUCUGCAAGAUGAUUGUGACAAAAAGUUUCCUGUGGAUGAGGAGAAGCGUCUGACAGAUAGAAUUCUUAAAUCGUUUCCCAAUGAAAAAAAGAAUAUUUGGAUGGCACCAGAGGAAUUCAGCAGAGACUCUGCUGCAGGACGGGGUAUUCUCCUUAAGGCAUAUUAUAAUAAGUGACGUGUUAUGAAGAAAGGCGAACUUCUGAAAAAGAAAGCAUCUUCUACAGCCAACACAUCUGUUAAUAUUGAAGAUUUGGCUGAUAUAGAUGAUGGUGUUGAUCCAGAUGAGUUUGAAGAGAAACUUCUAUGGCUGACAAACAAUAAAACUCUCUGCCCAAGGCUUACCGAGUAUUGGAAAUUUACAUCUAAGGGCAGAUUGAGGAAGUUUAUGUCUGAGAAAAUUCCUAUCACUGAGUACAUGCAAACGUACCCAGCCCUAUCAGAAAUGACUGGAUAUUUGUUGCUUGAGUCAGACUUUGAGACGCUCUUGGAAGGUGCUAGCAUGCAGCUCUAUGCUUCAUGGCCAACUCUUGCUGCUUUCAUAGAAUCCAAAGUGCCCAAAAAUGUGAAAGAAGCAAUCCUCGAUCCAUUCACUCCAGAGGGAAAGAAAAUUAAGACCAUUCAGGCACUACCCUACCUUUUCAAUGUGGUCACUGCAGCUAAGAAGGGGAAGAACAAACAAUGGAGACCAUCCAGAGAAAAAAGUGCGGAGUCCAUACUUCUUCAUGUUCUUGACUCUGCAGCUAUCUUGACUACUCUUGCCACUCGCCUCAAAGACAAGUACGAACCGUUCAACCUUAGUCUAGGGCCUCAAGCUAUAGUGGUUGGUGACACUGUGGACAGCAUCACCAAAAGCUAUGUCCGUGUUAAUUCUAUCCUCUAUGAAGUGGACAACCCACUUAAAGCUGUUGACAUAGCUUUCAAGAUCAUGCAUACUCUGGACUGCCAGUACCCGAAAGAAAGUGAACGUGAAUGGUUCUUCCUUGAAAGGAGUGUCUACGCCAUCAAUGCGAACAAGAAGAACCCUCUGACAGUGAAAAUUUCCUCCAUCUCGAAUGACUUCUCUCGUUUCCAAUCUUAAUCUUAAUCUCUCCAAUUGUCUAAGU
Thrips palmi is the source of this 1334-nucleotide messenger RNA. RefSeq lists its product as uncharacterized. The transcript has 8 exons. The record is from RefSeq and is a predicted model, not a curated record. Lineage: Eukaryota; Metazoa; Arthropoda; Insecta; Thysanoptera; Thripidae. The coding region runs from base 413 to 1309 and encodes 298 amino acids.